GAGCGGCCUUGGCGCUGCUGCUGCCCGCCUCGGGGAGAUCCUCGCCCCUCGCCUUGGCGGAGCGGCAGCUUGCAGCUGGAGCCGGGCCACAGCGCCGCCCGGGCGGAGGAGGGGGCCGAGGGCGCCCCGCGGAGCGGCGGAGUGCCGAGCGAGGGGGCGGGCCGGCCGGCAGGCCGGGAAGCGCAAAUUCCUCCGCGCAGCGCGCCAUCGGCUGCCCCAGCCGCGUACCAAAGACUGGCCGCGGCGACGGGGCCGCUUUCCCGGCGCGCCCCCUCCCCGCCCCGCCGGUGCGCUGCUGCGAGGCCAGCCCCUGCGGGCGGGAUGUCUCCGAGGUGACCGUGGCAGCGGCAGCAGCAGCAGGAGGCGCCGCCUGCUCGCUCCUCGCAGGGCCCGCGGGGCAGAGAAGGAAGAGCAGCCGCCGCCGCCGCCGCCGCCGCGGGAGGAGAAGGAGCCGGCCCGGCGGCGGCAGCAGCAGCAGCAGCAGGAGGAGGCGAUUGCGGCUUCCCCGACGCUGCUGGACGGGCGACACCGGCGGCGGCAUGGAGAAGUACGAGGAGGGCUUGGCCAAAGCCAGCAAGCUGAUGGCAGAGCUGGCGCUCUACGAGGAAGGGCUGGGCCGGCGGAGGCGAGAGCCGCUGCCGCAGCCGUCGGGGCAGCAGCCGGAGCUGGAUGGGCGAGCCAAGAAGCAGCUGAACGGCGGCGGCGGCGGUGGCUGCGCGCUGGGCCCUCCGCCGCCCUACCCGCCGCCGCUGCUGCAGCCGCCCCAGUCGACGGCGGGCGAAGGGAACCCGGCGAGCCUUCCGCUGCUGCGCUCGCUCAACGGCGGCGGCUGCUACGAGGACGGGCCAUGCCCGCGCUCCGAGGUGGCGCUCCCUUGCUACAAGCGCUACUCGGCCGAGGGCUACCCGCGCGGCAAAGGCGGCGGGGCCAGCCCGCGGGCCUCGACGUGCUACGGCCCGGAGGCGAGCAGCAGGUUCCCGCCGUCGAUGGCGACAGGAGCAGGAGGGGGUGCCCUGGCCAGCCCGCGGGGCAGCCUGGUGACCGGGCCGGUCGAGGCGCUGAGCCCGCGCUCCAGUUACGCCAGCACGGCCAGCGACACCAGCAAGCACUCCAGCCCGCGCGCCAGCCUCACCAGCUCUUCCGACGGCGGCGGCGGCGGCGGCGGGGGCGGCAGCAGCAGCAAGCCGAGCAGCAACCGCACCAGCGGCAUCAGCAUGGGCUACGACCAGCGGCACAUCAGCCCGCGCUCCUCGUCCUCCGGCACCGGCGAGCUGGAGGCGGCGGCGGGGGCCCGCCACGGGUCGGCGACGGGGGCAGCAGGCGCGUCGCCGUCGGGGGGCAGCGCGGCCCUGGUCAGCCCCCGCUCCAGCAUCUCCAGCCACAGCUCGCGCAGCUCGCGCAGCUCCCGAGGCUCGAUGGGUGCCUACCCGGAGCUGCAGCUGCCCUCGCCGCGGGCGUCGAUGCUUCCCGAGGACGGCCCGCUGGGGCUCGAGCCGGCGGCCGAUGGCUACCCGGGGGCGCUGCUGCUGCUGCUGCACGGCCCGUCUCCGGCGGCCCUGGGGCCCGAGGCCGCCUCCAUGCCCUACGGCCCCGCCGCCAAAUUCCGGAUCCCUUUCCAGGUGACGCCGUCCAGGGAGAGCGGGCCCAGCCAGGCGGAGAAGAGGCUGGAGGCGCUCACCGCGGAGCUGGAGAAGGAGCUGGAGAUGCACCGGAAAAAAGAGUAUUUCGGUAUUUGUAUCAAGUGUGGAAAGGGGGUGUACGGGCCCAGCCAGGCCUGCCAGGCCAUGGGGAACCUUUACCACACCAACUGCUUUACGUGCUGCUCUUGCGGGAGACGAUUACGAGGCAAAGCCUUCUACAAUGUCAAUGGAAAAGUCUAUUGCGAAGAAGACUUCCUAUAUUCAGGUUUUCAGCAAACAGCGGAUAAGUGCUUCAUUUGUGGACACCUCAUAAUGGAAAUGAUUUUGCAGGCCCUUGGGAAGUCGUAUCACCCUGGCUGUUUCCGCUGCAUAAUGUGCAAUGAAUGUCUGGAUGGCGUUCCCUUUACUGUAGACGUGGAGAACAAUAUUUACUGUGUCAAAGACUAUCACACGGUGUUUGCACCAAAGUGUGCUUCCUGUAACCAGCCAAUUUUACCAGCACAGGGUUCUGAGGAGACCAUCCGGGUGGUGUCGAUGGACAGAGAUUACCACGUGGAAUGCUACCAUUGUGAGGACUGCAGCCUCCAGCUCAAUGACGAAGAAGGCCGCCGUUGCUACCCUUUGGAGGGGCAUCUGCUUUGCCACGGCUGCCAUAUCCGGCGCCUGGGCAUGAAAGUGCCACCCCACCCUCCCCCCGGGUACCCAAUGCACAUUACUGAACUCUGAGGCGCUUCCCUUCCUGUCCAGUGGCAACCAGGAGGAGGAGAUUUCGGUGGGGGAAGAAUGACUUUUUCCAUUCCUUUUUAAAGACAAAGCCGCCAAGUUAUUUAUUGUUUCCAAGGCUGAGGAGAGAGAGGCGCCCCUCUGAGGUUGCGCCUACGUUCCACUUGCCGAAUAAUUCCUCCUGAGACUCUGGGUACUUGAAAAACAAUGCACCGCACGGAUGUGAUUGUAAAACGGGAGUGUGUUCCAGUGCUGGGGUACGAAGGGCCAUCGGUCUGCCUUUGCUUGCUUCAGUCCUAGCUUUGCCCCCUUGGCGGGGUUUAGUCUCCACAGGAAUCCUAACCUCCCCCGGCUGUGCUGCAGCCAAGAGAAGCUCAAGGCUGUCCUUUCCUUCGGGGUCUCAUUGCAGCCCAACCUGAGGCACU
Hemicordylus capensis (graceful crag lizard) is the source of this 2788-nucleotide messenger RNA. It is a transcript of the gene WTIP, whose product is annotated as WT1 interacting protein. Bases 540 to 2366 code for a protein of 608 amino acids. NCBI's taxonomy places the organism in Eukaryota, Metazoa, Chordata, Lepidosauria, Squamata, Cordylidae. The record is from RefSeq and is a predicted model, not a curated record. The transcript has 8 exons. Gene Ontology annotation, biological process: cytoskeleton organization; negative regulation of hippo signaling; regulation of DNA-templated transcription. Gene Ontology annotation, cellular component: transcription regulator complex; P-body; adherens junction. Gene Ontology annotation, molecular function: transcription corepressor activity.